AUGGACGCGGAGUUGGGCACAUCUCUGCUGUGCGCCGACAGCAUGCGGAUUUUUGGCGCUGUCUUGGUGGCGUACCACAACCACAUUGUGCCCUACUUCCAGUCGAGUCAGGUCGGGGAGUUCACGAAGGGUUUCGACUUCUCCCAUGAUGGCGUGAGGUUCCAGGUGGUGGGCGUGUUGCCCGAGGACGGCUACGGGGUGGCGGGUCAGAGUACCGAGAUCUUCUACGAGGGCCCGGAGAUCGAGCGGAAGGUGCUGGAGCGAUUGCACGCGCUGCCCUUUGAGGACGGCCUGCCGGAGAAGUACCGGCCCAGCAAGUUAUCUUUGGACGAGGCGGCGCUGCUGCGCGACUUUUUGCGGCCCUACUUUGGGCAGCGGAGCGCCACGGUGAAGGCCAACGAUGUGCUGGAGAUCCAGGGGGUGAAGUUCAAGGUGAUCUCCACGCGGCCCACGGAGGGCGGAGGGGUGGGGAAGGACACGGAGCUGGUGUGUCAGGGCGUGGCGCUCAGGGAGAGCUUUCAGCCUGCGGCGCGGAGCAAGGCCAAGGCGGCCGCUAAGCCGGGCGCCAAGCCGGCGGCCAAGGCGGCGGCGGCGGCGGCUUCGUCGGAUGGCCAGUGCCGGGUGAUGUCGCUGAACAAGUUCAUGGCCUUCGAGAACCGGGACCCCUUCCAAGCGAAGCAGGAGCAGAUGGAAAAUCCGAAUUGCACCGCCUGGCAUAGAUGGUGUGCAGAUCAGUACCUCAGGUUAGCCAUGGAGGAGGGUGAGGAGAUGGACGACUCCGUAGAUGGAUCGGGGCGGCCGCUCGAGCACAUGGCAAGCCGAAAGGGCGUGGUCACACUGCAGACCUGUGCUCAUCCAAAUCGAGGCCAUGCCUUUCCAUGCGGCGAUGCCGGCGGCCUGCUUCUUCGCGCCGGCGCCAAGCUGGGUUUCGAUCCCGCGCAGGUCCUGGCCGCGGACAGCGAUGCUUCCGCGGCCUCCUCGGCGGCUGCAGCCGUUGUCCGGAAGCUGCCUGCGCGCUGCUGCUGCGGCGCGCAUCCCGCGAAGGGCGCGUCGGGCGCGGAAGACCUGCAGCGGCUGCUGGACGUUGGGGCGAAACGCGUCACGCUGCACCUGGCGGAGGAGUCGAGACCUUUGGAGGUCUUUGAGGGCUCAAAGGACGGGGAGACAUGCCCGGCGCCCGCCGCACGGCCAGCAGAGCCGGCACCUGGGGCGUCGGAGCUGCCGGCGCCGGCGACGUCGGAGAGGGAGCAGCGGCUCCGGAAGCAGCCGCCCCGGCAACUGCGUCAGAGGGCGCAAGCCUUGUGGGCCGUGCUGGAGAAGAAGUCCUUCAAGGGGGUCCUUCAGGCGAGGGAAGAUCUGUGA
This is a messenger RNA of Effrenium voratum, 1362 nucleotides long. NCBI's taxonomy places the organism in Eukaryota, Dinophyceae, Suessiales, Symbiodiniaceae. The record is from the annotation of a GenBank genome assembly.